Labeo rohita (rohu) is the source of this 403-nucleotide messenger RNA. RefSeq names its product guanine nucleotide binding protein (G protein), gamma 13a (gene gng13a). Gene Ontology annotation, biological process: sensory perception of taste; phospholipase C-activating G protein-coupled receptor signaling pathway. Gene Ontology annotation, molecular function: G-protein beta-subunit binding. The coding region runs from base 158 to 361 and encodes 67 amino acids. Lineage: Eukaryota; Metazoa; Chordata; Actinopteri; Cypriniformes; Cyprinidae. The record is from RefSeq and is a predicted model, not a curated record. The transcript is spliced from 3 exons. Gene Ontology annotation, cellular component: heterotrimeric G-protein complex.
CAAUCUCCUUUGUGUACACCAGGAAUUUACAAAAGGGAAAAAAAGCAGACACCCUCCUCUUAAGAGGAACAAAGCAUUCAAACUCAAGCUAUUUGCUAGAGGACUACGGACAAUCCUUUCACUUCACUUCUAAGCUACUUAACUUGACCUUAGCACGAUGGAUGAGCUGGAUGAGACUCAGCUGAAGAAUCAUGUGGACAGUCUGAAGCAGCAGCUAGAGUUUAACAGAGAAAAAACAUCUGUCGCUCUUCCAGAGUUAACUAAAUGGAUUGAAGAGAAGAUGAAUGAGGAUCCAUUUCUGAAUCCAGACAUGCUUAAGGACAACCCGUGGGUGGAAUCAAGCAAAUGUGUUAUAAUAUAACACAAGAGCUGUCACUCAUCACUAUGGCAACAAGAAUGACCC